Podarcis raffonei (Aeolian wall lizard) is the source of this 1071-nucleotide messenger RNA. RefSeq names its product endoplasmic reticulum protein 27 (gene ERP27). The record is from RefSeq and is a predicted model, not a curated record. NCBI's taxonomy places the organism in Eukaryota, Metazoa, Chordata, Lepidosauria, Squamata, Lacertidae. Gene Ontology annotation, biological process: response to endoplasmic reticulum stress; protein folding. Gene Ontology annotation, cellular component: endoplasmic reticulum. The transcript is spliced from 7 exons.
AUGUCUGUGUCUUUGAAAAUAAAGCCAGUUUUGUCCUUUGCUUCCGAGUGUCUCGUGUUUCAUAUAGUGUUUCACUCCCACAGCUUUAGGUGUUGCCACAUCAGAUUCGGGGACAGAUGGCAAGUCCCCUUUCCGAUAUCUGGCUCUAAGCAGAGCUCGUAGCAAGGAGAGAAACGAGGCAAGGCAAUGAAAACCUCUCUCUUGCAGCAGUGGUUCCUUACGUCCCUUCUCAGUUGUGUCUUUGUGUUGGGAUGUGCUGAGAAGGAGCCAGCACCCAAAGGUACCCCUGAAGAUGCGAGAAAACCAGUACAGUUGGAGGAUGUUGCAGCCGUGGCCGCAUUUGUCAGUGCAGCUGAGGUGGUUGUCGUUGGAUUCUUCCAGGAUCCAGAGCGACCAGAACUUUCAGAAUUCCUUAAAAUGGUACAAGAUAUGCAAGAUGUACCGUUUGGGCUCUGCACCUCCUCUAAUGUUCUUUCCCAUUAUAAUGUCACAACAAACACCAUCUCCCUCUUCCGAAUGGUGGAUAACAAGCAGCAAGACCUGGAAAUCAAAGACAGCAGCGGAAUUGACGCCACCAAGCUGAGUCGCUUUGUUCGGAUCAAUGAACUCCGCUGGGUAACCGAGUACAACCCUAUGACUGCAGUAGGUAUCUUUAAUAGUACCAUUCAGACCCACCUUCUCUUGUUCACUGACAAGUCAUCCCCAAAGCAUGCGGAGAUGAUGGACAAGUAUCGUGAAGCAGCAGUUCUCUUCCAAGGGAAGAUUCUUUUUAUCUCAGUGGACGUCCGUGCAAAGGGCAAUGACAGGGUUAUGUCUUAUUUCCGACUGAAGAAGUCUCAGCUGCCUGCACUGGCUGCAUUCCACACACCAGAUGAGGAGCAGGAGGUGCUGUCCGUGGAUGAAGUCUCCCUGGAGACUGUAAGGGGUUUUUGCAAUGGUUUCUUACAGAGAAAGGAAUUGGUGAGUGCACAGGAUGACAACUGGGCUGACCAAUCACAGCUUUCUGCUCAAUUAUCAACCCCACCCCCUGGAAAUGUUGUUCCCACUUUUCCACUUCAAUCUGAUGUCUAG